ACUGGAUUGGCUAGUUCAUGUUGACACCGAUAUGUAGGAAACUUCAUUGUGUUAGUUUCGUGUCCUGCAGUAUCCCGUGUGAUUUCUAAAAGGACAGCGUUUCUUGUGCUUUUUUCAGAAAAUAAUAUCUUGUGAAUCAUGAGUGACCCAAAAAGUGGUGAAGAUCUAGCUACAGCAAUUUUGCGCAAAAAGGACAGGCCAAACAGAUUAAUCGUCGAUGAAGCGACCAAUGAUGACAAUUCAGUCGUGGGAUUAUCUCAGGCUAAAAUGGACGAACUGCAACUCUUUCGAGGAGACACUGUUUUGCUGAAAGGAAAACGCAGGAAAGAGACAGUUUGCAUUGUCCUCUCCGAUGAUACAUGCCCGGAUGAGAAAAUCAGAAUGAAUCGAGUUGUUCGUACAAACUUGAGAGUUCGACUAAGUGACGUUGUCUCCGUGCAAGCAGUACCUGAUGUAAAGUACGGUAAACGUAUACACGUUCUACCCAUGGACGACACAGUUGAAGGCUUGACUGGAAACCUCUUCGAAGUUUACUUAAAGCCAUACUUUUUGGAAGCCUAUCGACCAAUUCAUAAAGAUGACAACUUUAUUGUUCGCGGAGGAAUGCGCGCUGUAGAAUUCAAAGUUGUGGAGACUGAUCCCGGUCCCUACUGCAUUGUCGCACCAGAUACAGUAAUUCACUGCGAGGGCGAUCCUAUAAAGCGCGAGGAGGAGGAGGAAGCCUUGAACGCUGUUGGUUAUGACGAUAUUGGAGGUGUUCGGAAGCAGUUAGCACAAAUUAAGGAAAUGGUGGAGCUACCUCUACGUCAUCCUUCUUUAUUCAAAGCUAUUGGUGUGAAGCCACCUCGUGGUAUUCUCCUCUAUGGACCGCCGGGAACAGGAAAAACUCUCAUUGCCAGAGCAGUUGCAAACGAGACUGGAGCUUUCUUCUUCUUAAUCAACGGACCUGAAAUUAUGAGCAAAUUGGCUGGCGAAUCGGAGAGUAAUUUACGAAAAGCUUUCGAGGAAGCUGAGAAAAAUUCACCCGCUAUCAUUUUCAUUGACGAAUUGGACGCUAUUGCACCAAAAAGAGAAAAAACUCAUGGAGAAGUAGAAAGGCGUAUCGUAUCCCAACUUCUUACUUUGAUGGAUGGCAUGAAACAAAGUGCUCAUGUCAUUGUCAUGGCUGCCACAAAUAGGCCUAACAGCAUCGAUGGAGCCCUACGUCGCUUCGGUCGUUUCGACCGGGAAAUUGACAUUGGUAUUCCAGACGCUACCGGACGUCUAGAAAUUUUGCGGAUUCACACGAAAAACAUGAAACUCGCUGAUGAUGUCGAAUUGGAAGAGAUUGCCGCUGAAACUCACGGUCACGUUGGUGCAGAUUUAGCUUCUCUUUGCUCAGAGGCCGCUCUUCAACAAAUUCGCGAGAAAAUGGAUUUGAUCGAUUUGGAAGAUGACGUUGUAGACGCUGAAGUAUUAAAUUCUCUCGCAGUGACAAUGGAGAACUUCAAGUACGCAAUGACGAAAAGCAGUCCUAGUGCUCUUCGCGAGACGAUUGUCGAAGUGCCGACUGUAUCCUGGGAUGACAUUGGUGGUUUGCAGAAUGUUAAAAUGGAACUUCAGGAAUUGGUGCAAUAUCCAGUGGAACAUCCAGACAAGUUCUUGAAAUUCGGCAUGCAACCAUCCCGAGGUGUUCUGUUCUAUGGACCUCCGGGUUGUGGUAAAACACUCUUGGCCAAGGCGAUUGCAAAUGAAUGUCAGGCAAAUUUCAUAUCGGUGAAGGGUCCUGAACUAUUGACAAUGUGGUUUGGUGAGUCAGAAGCCAACGUUAGGGACGUUUUUGAUAAAGCCAGAUCUGCAGCACCAUGUGUACUCUUUUUCGACGAGUUGGAUUCCAUUGCAAAAUCACGAGGUGGAACUGUCGGCGAUGCUGGCGGUGCUGCAGACCGAGUCAUCAAUCAGAUUUUAACCGAAAUGGACGGAAUGGGCGCAAAGAAGAAUGUCUUCAUCAUUGGAGCAACUAAUCGUCCCGACAUCAUCGACCCUGCUAUUCUUCGUCCAGGAAGAUUGGAUCAACUGAUUUAUAUUCCUCUUCCUGAUGAAAAAUCUCGCGAAGCUAUUUUCAAAGCAAAUCUACGCAAAUCUCCUGUAGCACAAGAUGUUGAUUUGUGCUACAUAGCCAAAGUAACACACGGAUUCUCCGGUGCCGAUUUAACAGAAAUUUGUCAACGUGCUUGUAAACUGGCAAUUAGACAAUGCAUUGAAACGGAAAUUCGAAGGGAAAAAGAUCGGGCUGCUAAUCCUUCAGUUUGUAUGGAUAUGGAUGAGGAGGAUCCUGUGCCAGAAAUUACAAGAGCCCACUUUGAAGAAGCAAUGAGGUUUGCCCGUCGUUCAGUUUCCGACAACGAUAUUCGCAAAUAUGAAAUGUUUGCACAAACUCUUCAACAGUCUCGAGGUUUUGGAACAAAUUUCAGAUUUCCACAAAGUGGAGGAGCACCAGGUACUCAAGGAGACCUUACACAAGGAGAUCAACCGUUCCAAGAUGAUGGCGAUGAUGAUCUCUAUAGUUAAGUUUUCAGUUUUCUGUACUUGAUUGCAGUGAAGCAUUCGACAAAAGGGCCUGUCUAUUAACGUGUGAAUAUUGCACGGUCACGAUUUUUAAUGGUUCAUGAAAAAAUUGGAAAUAAAUAAAUUGCGUAACAAACUUUUUAUAUAAAAGGGCGUAUGAUGUAUGUCUGAAGUUUGAGUACUUUUUUUUAGCCUUACGAUCGUACAUAUUUUGUGAACAACUAAUUCGACUGAUAUCAAGUGCAUAAACUGUUUGUGAUACAAGUAGUAAUUUUUCAACUUUUUCUAUUUCAAUAUCAAAUUGUUUGUAUACAAGGAUUAUUAAAUAGCGUCGAGUUAAUUUUUUUUAUGCGCCAUACAUUUAAAGAUAGACCCUUUUGCUCCGGCGGCACUAGCAUCAUCAUUAUUAUUAUUUUUAUUGUUGGCGCUCUAAAACUAAAAAGUGCUAAAAACGCAUGCAUUACUUGUAGAAAAACUUGAAAUAUGUACGCGUAAAAACAAGUAUAGCUGCGCCAGACAAACAUAGGAAAUAAGAUAAUAGAAAUUACUUUGGUUUCCAUCCUGUAAAAUUCGUUUUUGUAAAGAUUUCCCGUUCAUGUGAACGUUGUGUGAUUACGUUUUUUUACCUUUCGGGGCACUCAUGCCGUUAAACGGUUUGAAAUGUCAAAUACAUUUUCCUUAAAUUGAAUUCUUCAUCUAAUCUAUCUAAGAAGCAUAAUUAAAUGAAACUAAAAAUUUUAAGUCAUCUACAGUUUUUUUUAUCUACAUUAAAUUAGAAUGGAAAUUUUUAUUGAAAUUAUUUAUAUAAUAUUAAGAAUUUUACAGAUUAGAAAUUGCUAUUUAAACAAAUUACAUAAAAAAAAACAUGUGCAGCAUUAAUUUUAUCUGUAAUAAAUGUCAUAACGUUCAUCGAUUUUCUUUUGGUGCACGAUUCUUUUUCAAAUUGGACCACGUCGAUGUAAAGAUCUUGUGGGUAAAAAAAUACUGUAAACUGAAUAAAAGGAGUUACAAAAUUUAA
This is a messenger RNA of Leptopilina heterotoma, 3565 nucleotides long. It is a transcript of the gene TER94, whose product is annotated as transitional endoplasmic reticulum ATPase TER94. Gene Ontology annotation, molecular function: ATP hydrolysis activity; ATP binding; polyubiquitin modification-dependent protein binding. The record is from RefSeq and is a predicted model, not a curated record. Gene Ontology annotation, biological process: autophagosome maturation; mitotic spindle disassembly; retrograde protein transport, ER to cytosol. NCBI's taxonomy places the organism in Eukaryota, Metazoa, Arthropoda, Insecta, Hymenoptera, Figitidae. The coding region runs from base 139 to 2550 and encodes 803 amino acids. Gene Ontology annotation, cellular component: cytosol; nucleus; VCP-NPL4-UFD1 AAA ATPase complex. The transcript is spliced from 7 exons.